Molecule: messenger RNA, 1971 nt
Organism: Corythoichthys intestinalis (scribbled pipefish)
Lineage: Eukaryota; Metazoa; Chordata; Actinopteri; Syngnathiformes; Syngnathidae
Gene: sgk2b
Product: serum/glucocorticoid regulated kinase 2b
Exons: 12
Coding region: 60-1289 (409 amino acids)
Biological process (GO): protein phosphorylation
Cellular component (GO): cytoplasm; nucleus
Molecular function (GO): protein serine/threonine kinase activity; ATP binding
Source: RefSeq, a predicted model, not a curated record
CUUUAACUUCCCUGGCCUGGUAAUUCACUUCAUCUAUCUCACUCUUUGUUCUGGUCCACAUGACUUUGACUCACGACCAAGGAAUGACUUACUCCAAAAUGAGGAGGCUUGUGUCAUUUUUCUCAGCUCUGCUCAAGGGGAGGAAAAAUCUCUUCGGGGAAUUGUUACACAAACCCGGCCCCUAUCAGCCCCUUUGCCAGCACCAGGACACUCCGAGGAUCCCUCGCCCAUGGAACAAAAAAAGUAACAAGACGAUGGAGGACAAAGGCACCAUGGUCGCAGUAAAGUCUCACCUCUCCUUGAUGAAACCUUCUGACUUUGAUUACCUCAAAGUUAUCGGCAAAGGGAGUUUUGGAAAGGUGCUGCUGGCACGACAUAGAAAACAUGGAGGCUACUAUGCUGUGAAAGUAUUACAAAAACAGACCAUUGUUAUGAGGAAAGAGCAGCAACAUGUGAUGGUUGAGAGGAGCGUACUACUUAAAGGACUACAGCACCCCUUCCUGGUGGGACUCCACUACUCCUUCCAGACACCAAACAUGCUCUACUUUGUCGUGGACUACGUGAAUGGAGGAGAGCUUUUCUACCAUCUCCAGAAAGAGGGCUCAUUUCCUGAAAGCAGGGCUGCUUUUUACGCUGCAGAAAUGGCCAUGGCGCUGGGCUACCUUCACUCCUUAGACAUUGUUUACAGAGAUCUAAAGCCGGAGAACAUUUUGCUGGAUAGCGAAGGUCACGUGAAGCUGACUGACUUUGGACUAUGCAAGGAAGGCGUGGCUGCAGGCGGGCUUAUGCGUACUUUCUGUGGAACGCCUGAAUACCUGGCUCCGGAGGUGCUGCAAGGUCACACGUACAGUCCUGCAGUGGACUGGUGGGGACUUGGCAGUGUGCUUUUUGAGAUGCUAUAUGGACUGCCUCCAUUUUACAGCCACAGCAAAGCAGAGAUGUUUGAGAAGAUACUCCACGCACCUCUUCACCUGCGUAGCGGAACAUCUGAGGCGGCGUGCUCACUCUUAGAGGGCUUACUGGAGCGAGAGGUCUCCAGACGCUUGGGGGAGAGCCGUGACAUUGAGGAGCUGCAGGAACAUCCAUUCUUUGCUUCUAUCAACUGGGAUUGCCUACUGGCCAAAAAAGUCAGACCUCCAUUCAUCCCCAAUGUGACGAGUCCUUGUGACAUCAGCUAUAUCGACCCCGAGUUCACGCUACAACCCGUGCCUGCCUCCAUGAAUGACAGAUGUCCAAUUGGCGGGACAACUGAAACCUUCAUAGGGUUCUCCUACAUGAAGACUACAUGAGCUGCCAUGUGGCUUCCAGGAGUAACAAUUGUACAAAGUAUUUAUUUAUUUUUCUAUGCAAUAAAUGUAAAUCAUGUGUGUAAUUUGUUCACUCUCAUGAAUAUGUGUUUAAGUGUUUUACUUGUUGUCUGUCUGGUUGCCUUCGAAUUGACUGGCGAGCAGUCCAGAUUCCAGAUCCCUGAACCGGAUAAGUGAUAUAGUAAAUCAAUGUAUGGUAAAUGUGUUUGGAUGAUUUUGAAGUGCUUGCAGUGGCGCCACCAGGGGGUGGCCAGGGGUGGCCACAGCCCCCCCAUAAAUUUGUUGGCCACCCCGCUUGCCAGUAUAUCGUUAGAUUAUUGUAGCAUCAGUUAUGCAUUUCAUCCCAAAUGAAUGCAUUAAUUUUGUUUUGUUAAAUGUACACCUUAUGCCUAAAAUAUACAUAACACAAUAAAACAGAAUUGUUGUGGAACUCAAAAUAUUGACUGGACAUUAAUGGGCUAUGCACAUUAAAUCAUUAGUAACAUCAAAUAUUACACAAUACACCAAAGUAUGUCAGUAGCCGUGUCCUUAAGUCUUAAGUCUGAUAGUUUUCCCCUUACCUUUUUACUGCAACAAUAUAAUGAAAACCUGAAAUUAUGGCUUUUAGUUUUGGUGUGCUACCGCAAGAUUUUAAUUGGCUCCAUCUGACCACCCCUAUGAAAAA